UCACCCAUCAAGGUCAGCAAGGUCAAACCAAAAUGGCGGCCACCAGGAAAAACGACCGACUGUUCAGUUCCAUGCUUUCCUCUCUUGCCAACGUCGUUCUCGUCGAUCCCCACAAGAGAAUCGUAGUCUACUGGUUCGUGCUCAUCCCCCUGUCCAUCGUACACGACCUCAUCCCCCUACCGGAGUCCUACUUCUCCAACAAGGGCAACGUUUUGAACCAACACUUCGUGAAACUCUCGUGGGCUUGGACUUUGCUCGUGACUACUGUUUUCAUAGCGCUGACGAGCUACGUGUACACGCUAACCAACACGUCAGCGGUCUUCAAACACCUGUCGCGGCUUCUGGUGGGAACGGGCAUCUGGUUCGUCUUUACGUCUAUUUUUGACGCCGUACUACACUACACCGGCAGUUGUACUGAUCCAGACUACACGGACAAGCGGACAUGUGUGAAAGCUGGUUUUACGUGGAACGGUUUUGACAUCUCGGGCCACGCCUUCCUUCUUAGCUUCUGUGCCUUGCUCAUCACCUCGGAACUCUCCGUCUUAAAGACGUGGGACAGGCUCCAAGAAGCUCUCGAGGAGAAAAACAAAGAGCGCGGCGGCUCGAAAAAGAAGAGAGGUACUAAAAGCAGAAACGAAAUUUUGACUCAACCUCAGGACGAUCGCGAGACUAGUCUGGAGUUGUACUACAGGCUUACUCCCAUCGUCUCGGUGUUGUUUGGUGUCCUCAGCGCGUUGACCUUUCUGUGGGAGUUCAUGUUGCUGACCACGGCGAUCUACUUCCACACCAUCAGUCACAAGUUGGUUGGCCUGGCCUGCGGGACGGUCUCCUGGUACCUCACCUACGGGCGGUGGUACAAGAACGCCUUCCCCGGUCUGCCUGGGGACGGCCCGCUACUCAAGGGCUUACAACGCGACAGGCAUAUCUUGUAAUGCAUCAUGUUGUGAUGUAAAGAAGAAAAGAGGUUAUUUUUGAUGUUACAAAAUGUGUUAUUGGUACGCAUGAAAUGUGUUCAUUUUUGUUGUAGCUUGAUUUUAGUACAGCUACCUCUUUGAUUUAAAGGCAUCCAUUGCAAUUGC
This is a messenger RNA of Branchiostoma belcheri (Belcher's lancelet), 1079 nucleotides long. Its product is annotated as fat storage-inducing transmembrane protein 2-like. The transcript has a single exon. The coding region runs from base 33 to 932 and encodes 299 amino acids. Gene Ontology annotation, cellular component: endoplasmic reticulum membrane. Gene Ontology annotation, biological process: phospholipid biosynthetic process; lipid droplet organization; lipid storage. Lineage: Eukaryota; Metazoa; Chordata; Leptocardii; Amphioxiformes; Branchiostomatidae. The record is from RefSeq and is a predicted model, not a curated record.